AUGUCAGCUGAUUUUUUUAUUUACAAAUAAAUUAAACAAAAAAACUACUGUUUAAUAAAAUGACUAUUGUUUACUCAGUUAAAUCUAUUUAACUUAAUAAUAAUAGUCAAUACUUAUUAUUUGUUAUUGUAUUUUUAAUUUAAAUAAUGAAUAAAUUAAUUUUAUCUGAGUAUGAAGACAUUAAUUCAUUAUUAUUAAAACCUAUUGUAGCAACACAAAGAAUAAAGUAUACUUGUAUUCAUGUAUCAACAAAUUACAUAGCACUUGGAUCAACUAGUGGUAGUAUUUAUUUAUUUACACGGGAGCCAUGUACUUUUCAACAAUUAAUACCUCAAUCAGAAGGGCCAGUUACUCAUGUCCUGAUAUCACCUGAUGAAAAAACCCUAGCAUUAUCAACAAAACGUGGUAGUAUUUGUAUUAUUAAUAUUAAACCAGUUAAAUUAUUAUCAAUAAUAUCAAAUGGACGUGAUACAGUAAUAACUUGUUUAUGUUGGAAUGAAAAAAGUUCGGAAAUUUAUGUUGGUGACAAUAAUGGAAGAGUAUCUACUGUUGUAUUAUCAAUUUUUACUGUAAAUGGAAUGUUUCAAGCACCAUCGUGUGCAUUAAUGCACUUGGACUCAUCAGUUGUACAAAUGGAUUAUUCCUCCCACUACUUAUUGGUAUCAACUCUCACUCGGUGUUACAUUUGUGACACAUCUCAUGAACAAUUCAAACAAAUCGGUAACAAAGCACGUGACGGCGAGUACGGUGGGUGUUUUUUUAAAAAUAAUGAGCAAGUUAAAUCAUCAUUACCAUUAUCAUCAUCGUCAUCAAGCUUAAUGACAACCGAUGCCUCGGAAAAAAUCCAAAAAUCAGUAGGUCUGACAAUGAUGAGUUUGAAUGAUCAGCCAGUUGAUGAUAAUUUAAUAAUUUACUGUACGAGACCUGGUUGCCGUCUUUGGGAAGUCAAUGUAAUGGGUACAGUUGUAAAGACUCAUCAAUUUAAAGAAGCGCUACAACCUCCCGUUCAAAUAUUCAAAUCAUCAUCUAUAAAAUCAAGUUAUUGUGAUAACGACAGCUCAAAAAAUACUCAAACAAUUAAUUUUUCACGUCUACAAGUUAUAAAUAAUAAAUACUUGCUCUCUUAUACUACUAAUAAUAUAUUUAUAAUAGAUCCAAUAAAUACGACAAUUAUAUCGAUUGAAUUUAAUAAUAUAUUUAUGAUUAAUGUGAUUGAUGAUAAAAUUUAUAUUAUGACAACACUAGGUACCUUUCAUUAUUUACUAUUGUCGACAAGUGAUUAUUUAAUUUUAAAAUUUUAUGAUCAUAAAUUAUUUGACGAUUGUUUACAAUUAUGUAAAUUGUAUCGCAAUGAUUUAACAAAUGACGCAGAUAUAAAUAAUGUUUUACUUCCGAUAGUUACAUCAAUACAAUCGAAUUUUACACCACAGAGAUUAAAUUCGGGAAUUGUUGUUGUUAAUUCAGGUCAUGGUUUAUUUAAUAAUGAUGAGUACAAUAAUUAUUUUUUCGACAUUAAUGAUAAAAAUAACAGUGAAAUAAAACAGAAGGUUGAUAAUGAAUCAGAUGAAAUUGUUUUAACAAAUGAAUUUAAAAACAUGACAAUUAAUGGUAGCAAUGGUGAUAUUAAAAAUAAUUAUUUUAAAGUAAAUGAUUCAACGAAUGAAAGUAAUGAUGGUGAUUUGAAAUCUCAGUUUAAAACAGAAUUUAAAAAUAUUCAAAGUGAUGUAGAACCGAUUUAUGAGUUGAUAAAUUCAUUGAAAAAUUGUCUUAAUGAAGACACUGAUAAAAUAAUUAAUGAUAUAAUUAAAAAUAUUAUGGAUAUUAAAAAUAAAUAUAAACAAAUUGAAUUAAAACAAUUUGUUUAUGAAAUAAUACGAUCUGUUGAACGUCAUUAUUUUAAUGUGUUAUUAGAAAAUGUGAUGAUUGAUUUAUACUUUGAAAAUAAUUUUGUGAUUGAGGAAAUUACUCGGGCAUUUAUUGAUUUAAAUUCAAGUGCUGAUUGUAUUUGUGAGAAAAAAUUAUUUAAAAAUAAUUACUACGAUAUGGAGCCAAAGUUUAUAGAAGUAGGAAUAAAUUUACUUAAAUUAUUAGUUAAAGUAAAUAAAAGUAAUGCAAUAAAUAUAUGUUGUAAAAUACCGUACAUGUGGCGCGAGUAUUUUCAAAUUCAAAUAGAUAAUAAAUUUGAGUGUGAUAUUAUUCCAUUGUGCCUUCAAACUAGAGACAAUAAAAUUAUUGCCAAUUUAUUCAUUCUUAUUGAUGACGAUAGAGAGCUAUGGAAUUAUGCCGCUGAAAGUUAUAAAUUUAUGGAGAAAGGUAUUUGUUUGAUGUGCAAACGAAAAUAUAAAGCUUUAAUUAGUAACGAUAAUGAGCUAUUUUAUGCACUUGAUUGGAGUGAAAUAGCUCGUUUUAUUAUAAAGAAAAAAAAUAUUGACACAGCAUUUAAAUUUAUUAAAAACUUGGAAAAAUUAUUACCUCAUGUUAAAUUAAAAGAAAAUAUUUAUCAGUCACUUAUAUUUACAAAAUUAUUAGAACAGCAUGGACUUGAUCAUACAGUUGAAUUUGAUGGGAAUAAAUUAAAUAAUGAUUAUAAUUCGAUUUGUUCAUCAGAGGUACAGAAAACGCUGAAAGAAUCAUUGGAAAAAGAUAUCGAGAAAGAAUUUAUUAAAAAAAAUUUAUUUGGAAGUGGCGUUCAUCAUUGGGGAAUUAAAUUCAAGACAAAAUCAUCAAUAUGUUCUUCCUGUACUCUUUCAUUACAAACCCCAGUUUUAUUAGGGAAUAAUGGAAUAUCAAUAUUUCCAUGUGGUCAUGCUUAUCACGUCAAUUGUCUUAUACAAAAAAAAUCAACAAAAUGUUUCCUUCAUCCAUAAAAAAAAAUAAAAGUAAAAAAAAAUUUUUUUAAUGUAUAUAAUAUAAAAUUUUUAAAAUUUAAUAAUUUAAAAUUUUUAGAUACAAUUUUUGUGCCAAAUAAUAAAAUAAAAUACUCUCUACUUAUUAAAUUAAAAUAUGUAUUUGUUAAAUUUUAUUA
This is a messenger RNA of Microplitis demolitor, 3025 nucleotides long. RefSeq lists its product as uncharacterized. The record is from RefSeq and is a predicted model, not a curated record. Gene Ontology annotation, biological process: developmental pigmentation. Gene Ontology annotation, molecular function: protein binding. Gene Ontology annotation, cellular component: cytoplasm. NCBI's taxonomy places the organism in Eukaryota, Metazoa, Arthropoda, Insecta, Hymenoptera, Braconidae. The transcript is spliced from 6 exons. The coding region runs from base 147 to 2867 and encodes 906 amino acids.